Molecule: messenger RNA, 4191 nt
Organism: Penicillium cataractarum
Lineage: Eukaryota; Fungi; Ascomycota; Eurotiomycetes; Eurotiales; Aspergillaceae
Exons: 4
Biological process (GO): calcium ion transmembrane transport; intracellular calcium ion homeostasis
Cellular component (GO): intracellular membrane-bounded organelle; membrane
Molecular function (GO): P-type calcium transporter activity; ATP hydrolysis activity; ATP binding
Source: RefSeq, a predicted model, not a curated record
GGGCGAGGAACUGGCCCACCAACCUGCUAUGGCCUGCGUCGAGACCGAGAGUCGGUGAUCGAGAUGCCCAAUAUGAGCUCCUCGCCUGACAGCAUUCACACGCCAGUCCAAGUUCUCACAGGUCCUCCGCAAAACUCGCUCCAACAGCCGAUGGAAAAUGCUGAAGUCGCUGAACCCAGCAUAGUCGUACACAAUUCCAGUGGUUUGUCGCCCACGGACAUGCCAUCGCCGGCAUCCACUUGCGAAGGCCAGGACCGACAGAGCUGUAUGACUUCGCCGCAAACUCCCCUCUCGCCAAAAAUCGAUGUCACCUCGCCCCGUUCCCACCUGCUGUCCGUGCCCCUUCCGGCCCGUCGUGGCAAGUUAGUAGGACCAGCAAGUAGCGCUCAAACAUCAAGUAAUUAUGGCAGGGACACCUGCGUGCCCACUUCGUCUCAUAGAUUGCUAGUUAGGGAUGACCAUGGUGAUGGUGAUGAUGAAGAUAAUCUCAAACCGGAACCCGGCCGGGAACAUGAGUUUGAAGUGGAGAACAACAAGUUUGCCUUCUCGCCCGGUCAACUAAACAAACUCCUGAACCCUAGGAAUUUCGGCGCUUUCGGCGCUCUUGGCGGACUGUGCGGGCUGGAACAAGGUCUACGGACCGACCUGCAAAGCGGCUUGAGCAUGGAUGAGACCGAGUUGGACGGGUUGGUGAGUUUUGACAAAGUUUCACGGACUUUCGUGUCACUGCCCAAAUCAACCUCCCCAUCGGUGCUACCGUCUGCUAUCACCACGGACGAAUCGUCAAUAAAGCAGUCACAGGGCCAAUUUUCGGAUCGACGGCGGGUAUUUGGAAUCAACAAGCUCCCCGAGAGGAAGCUCAAAUCAAUUUGGGAGCUCUUGUGGAUUGCGUACAAUGAUAAGGUGUUAAUUCUCCUAUCUGUCGCUGCCGUUGUCUCACUCGCGGUAGGAAUUCCCCAAUCCGUGCGAGCAACGGGCGUGGAAUGGGUAGAGGGCGCCGCAAUCAUUGUUGCCAUCAUUGUGGUCGUCACUGUUGGUGCUGCGAAUGAUUGGCAGAAGGAACGGCAAUUCGCCAAACUCAACAGGAAGAAAGAUGAUCGAGAUGUCAAGGUCAUCCGAUCAGGCAAGAUGACGGAAGUCUCGAUCUACGAUAUUAUGGUCGGCGAGGUGAUAUACCUGGAACCAGGCGAUAUGAUCCCCGCCGAUGGGAUUUUGAUCGAUGGACAUAACGUCAAAUGUGACGAGUCUUCAGUAACAGGCGAGUCAGUCCUCCUUCGGAAAACUUCCGGCGACGAAGCCUACCGGGCAGUUGAACAGAACAAAGACCUGAAAAAUCUGGAUCCGUUCAUCAUAUCGGGCGCCAAGGUUGAAGAGGGCCUGGGGACUUUCUUGGUCACUGCCACCGGUUUCCACACGACAUAUGGCCGGACGAUGAUGUCUCUUCAGGAUGAGGGAGAGACUACCCCGUUGCAAACUAAGCUGAACGUGCUGGCGGAUUACAUCGCGAAGGUCGGCCUGGCGUCGGGCCUGCUACUGUUCGUGGCGCUUUUCAUCAAGUUUCUGAUCCGGCUCAAGAGUAUUGAGGGCGGGGCGGAUGCCAAGGUCCAGGCCUUUCUGCGGAUCUUCAUUGUGGCCGUCACCAUCGUCGUGGUUGCUGUGCCCGAGGGGCUGCCACUGGCGGUGACGGUCGCGCUCGCCUUUGCAACAACAAGAAUGUUGCAAGACAACAACCUCGUGCGCUUGCUCCGAGCAUGUGAGACCAUGGGCAACGCCACGACCAUUUGCUCUGACAAGACCGGAACGCUCACCGAGAAUAAGAUGAGUGUUGUGGCUGCGACUCUUGGCACCACACCGCGAUUUGGUGACUUAGUGCCUUCAAACCAUGCGGCUAGUGGACUAGGACCGGUGAUUAUUUCACCCCCAGGUUUUGCGUCCACGCUUUCGCCGUUGAUAAAAAGCCACCUACUCCAGUCGAUUGUGCUUAACUCGACAGCGUUCGAGGGCGACCGAGACGGAGUGAUGACAUUUAUCGGAUCCAAGACGGAGACGGCUUUGCUGUCAUUCGCGAGAGAGCAACUCGGGCUUGGGUCAGUGAGUGAGGAGAGAGCAAACGCAAAUAUCGUGCAAAUGUUCCCUUUCGACUCGAACCGUAAAUGCAUGGCGGUGGUUAUUCGGUUGGAUAACGGGAACUUUCGGAUGUUAGUUAAAGGUGCUGCGGAGAUUUUAGUUCGCCAGUCAACGCAGAUCGUGCAGGAUGUAACUAAUGAUCUGGUGGAAGCACCGCUGUCUGACGACAAACGGACUAGGCUGGACACCAUUAUCACUAACUACGCGUCUCGCUCCCUGAGAUGCAUCGCUCUUGCGGAUCGCGACUUCGAGCAAUGGCCGCCUAAAGGGGCAACAACUGACGAAAAUGAUGACAGGAUGGCAGUCUUUGAGUCAAUAUUCAAGGACAUGACGAUGCUAGGCAUCUUCGGUAUACAGGAUCCCGUCAGGCAAGGAGUCGCUGAUGCGGUCCACCAAUGCCAACGCGCCGGUGUUUUUGUCAGGAUGGUCACCGGCGACAACAUCGUCACGGCCAAAGCCAUCGCCCGGCAAUGCGGCAUCUAUACACCUGAUGGUGUCGCUAUCGAAGGCUCCCAAUUUCGCCAGUUGAGCCAUCGCCAGAUGAACCAGCUCAUUCCAAGACUGCAGAUCGUCGCUCGGUCAAGUCCAGGCGACAAGAGGGUUUUAGUCAGCCAGCUCAAAAAGCUUGGGGAGACUGUCGCCGUGACUGGGGAUGGGACCAAUGAUGCACAAGCACUCAAGACUGCCGAUGUUGGCUUCGCGAUGGGUGUGACAGGCACCGAGGUCGCGAAGGAGGCGUCAGAUAUUAUCCUGAUGGACGACAAUUUCGCUUCAAUUGUCAAGGCCAUAGCAUGGGGUCGCACGGUGAACGACGCAGUCAAAAAGUUCCUUCAGUUCCAAAUAACUGUCAACGUCACGGCUGUUGUCCUCACCUUUGUUUCAGCUGUCGCCAGCAAUGAUGAGGAUUCUGUACUUAGCGCAGUUCAGCUGUUGUGGGUCAACCUCAUUAUGGACACCUUCGCCGCUCUUGCACUAGUAGCGACGGAUGCACCUUCGCCAUACGUUCUCGAACGCAGACCCGAUCCAAAGUCCGCGCCGCUAAUCACCUUGACGAUGUGGAAGAUGAUCAUUGGACAGGCUGUCUAUCAACUAUUUGUGACGCUGAUUCUAAACUUUGAAGGCCAAUACAUUUUCCCAAAGUGGGAUAACGGACAUAUGCAGACAGUGAUAUUCAAUACGUUCGUCUUCAUGCAGAUAUUCAACCAUUCGCGCCGUGUUGACAACCGUCUAAAUAUUAUGGAGGGCAUCUGCAACAACAAAUGGUUCAUAGGCAUUCAGCUUACCAUCAUUGGUGGCCAGAUCUUGAUCAUCUUCUUUGGCGGGGCAGCCUUUUCUGUGCACCCUCUCCACCAGGUCUCGCAGUGGGCAGUGAGCCUGGUACUUGGGGCUCUUUCAGUGCUGGUGGCAGUAAUUAUUCGCCUGAUCCCGGAUGAACUCGUCCACGAGCUUAUUGCAUGGUUCUGGUCCCGCAAGAAGGGUACUGAACUGGGCAUAUCCCGAGAAUGCCACCACUACGAACGGGAUCCAGCACUGGAAGAGAUUCGUGACCAGCUAGCGUUUAUGAAGAAGGUCCGGGGAGGGCGACUGAGGCAUGUAAAACACAAACUCCAGCACCCUCAAGAUUUGCUCCCUCUGUCCCACGGCAGUUCAUUCUCCAGAGAGUCCUCCCCGUUGCUCACUGCGGUUGGAGACAAUAGCGAGAGUGGCAGCUCGAACUCUGAGCUUGCGUUUCCACAGGCUCGAUCCAGCCCGGAAUUCGGCCCUGCGGCCGCCAUGGCCGGCGUUGUUGCUGGCAGUGUGGCUGGAUGGGCUCCAGUCGAAUGGCACGGCGGCGAGUCCACCCACAGUUCUCAUGGCGGAAUAGGCCGUCAUCAAGGGAUCGAGGUCCAUCUCGACACGGCCGCAAAUGAACCUGUCGUAAGCGGGCAUUUAGAGACGUCUGAUACACCUCCGAACCAGAACCCGGAUCUUGUCCCAUCCUCUGCGCACGCACCUUCCCCUGCAUCUGAGCAUACACCUUUAAUUCAUGGCCGUUGGUGGAGUCAGAGUCACUCGCAUGUAUAA